UUCCUGGUUCAGUUGUAGCUGUCAAACAGGCGAAGGUUCGGACAACAGCCGAUGCCCUCAGUUGCCGCCUUUCAUCGCCCCGAGCGAAUUUCAUUCACCCAGAAAACAAGAAAACCUGGCUGAUGGCGUUCAGGAAAGCCAUGAGACGGGCGGCCAUCAUAGGUGGUGGGGCGGUGGCCGCGGCGUUCGGCCUGUCACAGCUAAUGGAAUACAAGAAGGUGCAGCCUGGACUGACUCGAUUAGCUCACGUGGCAGCAGAAGCAGAGCUGAAGGUUCCCUACGCAGACGAGCUUCCUUCUCGGAAAGCCCAGCUGGAAGCGCUGAGAGACACAGAGGAGUUUGAUGUGCUGGUUGUUGGAGGAGGGGCCACCGGUGCAGGAUGUGCCUUAGACGCUGUCACACGCAAUCUUAAAACUGCUCUUGUAGAAAGAAACGACUUCUCUUCAGGCACAAGCAGCCGGAGCACCAAACUCAUACAUGGUGGAGUCCGCUACCUCCAGAAGGCCAUCAUGCAGUUGGACUACGAGCAGUACAUGAUGGUGAAGGAAGCCCUUCACGAACGAGCCAACCUGCUGGAGAUUGCGCCUCAUCUGUCUGCACCGUUACCCAUCAUGCUCCCCGUUUACAAAUGGUGGCAGUUGCCUUACUACUGGGCGGGGAUCAAGAUGUAUGACUUGGUGGCUGGGAUCCAGUGCCUGAAGAGCAGCUAUGUUCUCAGUAAGUCGAAGGCUUUGGAGCUCUUCCCCAUGCUGAAGAAGGACAAGCUGGUGGGAGCAAUCGUCUACUAUGAUGGGCAGCACAAUGACGCCCGUAUGAACCUGGCCAUCGCCCUCUCUGCCGCCCGCUACGGUGCAGCCGUCUCCAACUACACCGAGGUGGUCCACCUGUUGAAGGCAAAAGACCCUCAAACCGGCAAGGAGAAGGUGUGUGGCGCCCGCUGCAAGGAUGUCACCACAGGGCAGGAAUUUGACGUGAAGGCCAAGUGUGUCAUCAAUGCCACCGGACCCUUCACAGACUCUCUGAGGAAGAUGGACAACCAGGAAACAAUGAACAUCUGCCAGCCCAGCGCCGGUGUUCACAUCGUCAUCCCAGGUUAUUACAGUCCUGACAACAUGGGUCUCCUCGAUCCGGCCACGAGCGACGGGCGCGUCAUCUUCUUCCUGCCCUGGGAAAAGAUGACCAUAGCUGGAACCACUGACAGCCCCACCAGUGUGACAGCCCACCCAAUCCCAGGGGAGGAGGACAUCAACUUUAUCCUGAACGAAGUCCGCAACUAUCUCAGCCCCGAUGUAGAAGUUCGCAGAGGAGAUGUGUUGGCGGCGUGGAGUGGCAUCCGUCCCCUGGUGACAGACCCCAACUCCAAAGACACUCAGUCCAUCUGCAGGAACCACAUCGUCAGCAUCAGCAACAGCGGGCUGGUCACCAUCGCUGGCGGGAAGUGGACUACCUACAGGUCCAUGGCUGAGGAGACUCUGGACGCAGCCAUCAAAGCCCACGGACUCACAGCUGAGCCCUGUAGGACUGUGGGAUUAAUGCUGGAGGGAGCCAAAGGCUGGACGCCAACUCUCUACAUCCGCCUGGUGCAGGACUACGGCCUGGAGAACGAGGUUGCCCAGCACCUCGCUGCAACUUACGGUGGGAAGGCGUUUGACGUGGCGAAAAUGGCCAAGGUCACCGGGCAAAGGUGGCCUAUCGUAGGGAAAAGGCUGGUGUCUGAGUUCCCGUACAUCGAGGCUGAGAUCCAGUACGCGAUUAAGGAGUACGCCUGCACUGCCAUCGAUGUCAUUGCUCGGCGAACACGCCUGGGCUUCCUCAACGUGCAGGCGGCGGACGAAGCCCUCCCACGCAUCGUUCACAUCAUGGGCAAAGAGCUGGACUGGAGUCAGGAGAAGAGAACGGAGGAACUCGAAGCAGCGAAGAAGUUUUUAUACCAUGAGAUGGGCUACAGGUCUCGUUCUGAGCAGCUCACCAAGACAUCUGAGAUCAAUUUGGACUACCAGGAAGUAGUCAGGUACAAGAAGCGUUUUCAUAAGUUUGACAAAGAAAGUAAAGGCUUCAUCACCACUGUUGACGUCCAGCGGGUUUUAGAAAGCAUCAAUGUCCAAAUUGAUGAAAAUGCCCUCCAUGAAAUUCUUAAUGAGGUGGACCUCAACAAGAACGGACAAGUUGAAAUUGAUGAGUUCCUGCAGCUGAUGAGCGCCGUGAAGAAAGGGCAAGUUUCAGACAGCCGCCUGGCCAUUCUCAUGAAAACAGCUGAGGAGACCCUGGAGGAGAGAGGACCAGUGACGGUGGACCGAAGCGGAGGUGGAGUCUAAGCCUGAUGCUGACAAAACCAUCAGCAUCUUAUAGGAUAGCAAAAAAGAAAAAAAAAACGUAUGCAAAUGGAGCUAUUUGAAUGACAAUAUUGUAAUCAAGCACAAAGCAGGACGAAUUUGUCUAAAUCAAACACACUCCUCAGUAUGUUCAGGGUGAAAGAGUACGGAAUGAUUGAAGCCAGAGAGAUAUAUUUACUGUCAGCAUCUGGUGCCUCUGACAGCUGGAAAUGUUUUAGUCCUUAUAACAAAACCAACAUGACACCAUUUUUGUAGUUCUCAAACACACCUUUUUAACAUGAUAAACACUGAUUCUUGUGUAAAUAUGGUCUUCAGAGAUCAACUGAGCUUUUACACUUUAUUUAAAGUAUUCAUGAAAUCCUUAAUAACCUGAAUCUUUCUUGGUAAGAAAAGGUAUUUGUUGGAGAGACUACUGUUUGCUGAAAAUAAUCAGCAUCAGCGGUAAAGACUUUUUUUUUCCUCAAAUAUUUUAUACUGAAAUUGUAGAGUGGAAAAGGUUUGUAGCCGCUGCUUGAAGCUCAUAUUACACUGUAAUUUAAUGGAUGCACUUCACUUUUUGGAUGUAGUUCUGUCGUUUAUCUAAAAUAUGCGACUUUUGUCGUGUACAACAUGAAUGUGCCAUCUCAGCCAGAACAGAUGCAUGUAGGAGGCUGAGGGUUAAAGUGGACCCGUUGUGUACAUUUUCCACUUUGUUUUUUUUAUGGAGCUCCAGUGGAAAGGUUUUGCUUUAUUCAAAACUAAAUAAUUUACUUAUCGAUCUUGUACCUUUUCUUUAUGCAGCACCUCAGUUCACUCUGUCUGAAACGAGCCGAGUCAAGUCCUGUCUCUUUAAGAGCCCCUCCCUUACAGCCCACUGCCUUCUGAUUGGUCAGUUUCUGAUAGCCUGCUGAGGGUCAUGUUUUUGUUAGUUUUAUUCUCCAGAUAAAAGUAGACAGUGGUUUUGGGAUUUUUCUUUUAAACAUAUUCAUCUUAUUAAUUUAAUUUUCUCACGCAUUUAUUAUUAACUUGAGCCACAUUAUAAAUGACUAAAAACAAGCAUAAACACAAUAGGUCCUCUCUAACUCUGCUAGUUCUGCUAGUUAAGUGCAGGUAGGUAAUUUUUUUCCCCUCCUUUUUCUAGAUUCAUUACAAAGAAAAACCCAACGAGCCAUCGGCUCUUUCCUGCACAUUUAUUGUGUAUUAAUGGUUGUGAAUGUGACAUACUAUGUGAAAGCUAAUGUUCUUGUUGUUUGAUGGAUGUCAAGCAUUUCAUGUUGAUGAAAUUAACCCCAAAACAAUUUAUUACAACAUUAAGGAAAAUCACCUAUUGAGGCUCAUGCUAAACCACUGACUUAUGGGCUGGACACACAGGAGGCGACGUCGCUCCAUCUCCAUUCAUUUCCUAUGGAAUUUGCAAGCUAUUACAAUAGGGUUAGCCUCUGGGAACUCCACAUGACAUCUUUGUUUCUGCCCCAAAAAUAGUUUUUUCAGUAUUUCCCCGUAUUUACCAACAGCAGUGCCUAAACCUUCACAGUCCAGGUUGCAUGUGAACAUUGAUACAGUUAUUUUAUUGAUGCCGCCUGCAGGCAAGAAUUCAACUCAGUAUGAGUAAAGAAGGAUGUUUCUAGCAAUAAAUUAAAAUAGUUUAAAGAAGGUACCACUUCAAAGAAAAGCAAAGAAAUACAAAUUUGUCCAUGGAAAUUAGUGAUCUGAAAUGCUUUUCAAACACUCCUGCAGAUUUCAGGGUAAACAGCUGAUCUAUUGCACUGCCUGCAAGCUGCAGCUGAUACUGAGGUUUACAAGGUUUCCAGCUUUAGCAUCUCGAACCUGCUUUUUUAAUGAUUAUUUAUUCCUUUAUUCCACUGCAGCUGUUUCUAGUUUACUUGAGAUUUCAUCUAAAUUUAUUACAAAAGGAAAUAAAAGGAUUAUUAAUGUAUUACUGAUUUUUUUAGCAGGUAGAAUAGCAUGCUAUAUGUUUUAAAUUUUGUAAAUGAAAGUGUUUAUUCUUUUGUGCAGAGAUCUGAAAGGCUGUACUGGUGCACAUUGAGCCAGUGUAAUGACACACUGGUUUGUAAACAUGCAUGCUUGCUGCUUUUUUUAAUGUUUAUGCAACAUUUUAAUGGUGUAAUAAUUUGUUUUGUGCACAGAUUUAAAUUUACUUGUAUGAAUGUAUAAAAUGUGCCUUGAUGUGCCUUCAACAUGACACUCAUUUCUCACUAAGCUUCUCUAGUUCAACACAUUGUUCGAAAUGUAAACAUAAUGUAUGUUUAUAACAUUUAUUACAUAAAGAAAUAUGUUUAAA
Melanotaenia boesemani (Boeseman's rainbowfish) is the source of this 4614-nucleotide messenger RNA. RefSeq names its product glycerol-3-phosphate dehydrogenase 2 (mitochondrial) (gene gpd2). Gene Ontology annotation, cellular component: glycerol-3-phosphate dehydrogenase (FAD) complex; mitochondrion. Gene Ontology annotation, molecular function: glycerol-3-phosphate dehydrogenase (quinone) activity; calcium ion binding. The coding region runs from base 123 to 2315 and encodes 730 amino acids. The record is from RefSeq and is a predicted model, not a curated record. Gene Ontology annotation, biological process: glycerol-3-phosphate metabolic process. NCBI's taxonomy places the organism in Eukaryota, Metazoa, Chordata, Actinopteri, Atheriniformes, Melanotaeniidae. The transcript has 18 exons.